AUGACAUUCGUUGCCCCCAUUCUACUCUCCGUAUUCUUCACAGCAGUUGCAUACCACCACCCGCAAACCCACCCUUUUACCCACAUCACCUCUACGCCAACCGGAUCCAUAAUGCCGCUGAACCCUCUUUCGCCCGCCCGGCGUCUCGAAACCUGGCGCCACCUUGCCUGUAUCUUGGAUUUGCAGGAGCGGUAUGAUCCUAACACCACUCCCUCGGAUCACUUCGAGUUCCUAACCCCAACCGAUAUCAACAUUCGCGCGGACAACCUCUGGAAACUCGGCCUACCCCUGAUGACGCAGAAUUUCCUCUGUGCGCUUAUGCAUUUCCAGGCCGCGAUGCGCUACACCAUCGAACCCUCCAUCAUCGACUCCAACGGUGAAAUCGACCAGGCAGCCCCCCUCACCGACGUGCUUGCCCCGUAUCUCUCCGACUCCUCAGCCUUCUGCCGAGACGAAAAACCAUACGCCCGCAUCUUCGAGCUUCAGGCGAAAGUUGAUGAGCUGUCCGAGGAGUUCGGUGAGAAGUUCCUCUGGGUACCAUGCGUCACUGAUACUAUCCUGAAGCCUAUGUGGGAGAUUGGGCAAGCGCUGCGCCGCCAACUCAACGAAGGCGUGCAGAUGCUUGUGGGCUGUUACACUAGCCAAGACACUUAUGAGCCCACCGGUGCUGACAUUCAGGUAUCUGAAGUGUCGAGCGUGUAUGUCGGACCCCCGGAAGUCUGCGCCAUCUGCCUCGAAAACACUGGCGCGGUUAAUGGAGUUACUACUGGCUGUGGCCACACUUUUCACUCUGAUUGUCUGGCAAAAAUGAUCAACGGUGUUACCGAUUCCAGCAAUUUGUGCUCCUACUGUAGGUUCGUCAUUUGUGAGCGCCGGUCUCGUCUUCCGGGCCCAACACAACACAUCUUCGACCAACACUCCGCACUUGUUGGUAUACACGCCAUCGCUUUCGCCCGAGAAGACCUCAGUUGCCUCAAAGCGCUGUACAAGCAGGUCUUUGGGGGCUUUCCACCUCGAAUUUGGUUAGCCGAUGAAGAUCCGGAGCAGUGCGCCUGGCAGACUUGGGAGCAGCUCCACGAAACCCCGAACAACGAGCUUUCUGGACAUGAGCCUGAAUACGAUACUGAGGCCGAUCUCGGUGACCACCGGCGCGAAUUCGAUGAUUAAAGGGGACAGAGAUGACCACCAACGCGCUCUGUCCGAGUCCUGAAGAAAC
Molecule: messenger RNA, 1216 nt
Organism: Mytilinidion resinicola
Lineage: Eukaryota; Fungi; Ascomycota; Dothideomycetes; Mytilinidiales; Mytilinidiaceae
Exons: 1
Coding region: 1-1167 (388 amino acids)
Source: RefSeq, a predicted model, not a curated record